AUGGGGGUCCUGGAUAUCGAGGCCACCAUCUCCAAGGCGCCGCAAGCCAACUCCGAUUCCGAACGAGAUGUCGGUGAGGUCGUCGAAGCCAACGAGAUAACGAGGAAAUAUGGCACGACUCAGCGAGGACUCUCCGGUCGACAUGUCCAACUCAUGGCCAUUGCUGGUGCCAUUGGAACAGGACUGUUCGUCGGAAUUGGAAACUCUCUCAGCAAAGCCGGGCCACUGAGUGUGUUGCUGGCGUACAUCAUCUAUCCGACAUUGUUCAUCUGGCCGUGCAACAUGUGUGUUGCAGAGAUGGCAACCCAUUUGCCAAUUCGCGGAAGCAUAUACGAGUUUGCGUCCAGAUACGUGGAUCCGGCUUUCGGCUUCGCUCUUGGAUGGACGUACUUCUUUGCCUCCUCCAUGCUCUACUGUGCGGAAAUCUCUGCCGUGGCCACCGUCAUGGAAUACUGGAAUCUUGAUGUCAAUCCUGCAGUAUGGGUGGCCCUGGUUAUCGUUGUCUGUGUGUUCCUGAAUGUUUUUGCUGUGAAAUGGUAUGGCGAGAGCGAGUUCAUCUUCGGGUGCACAAAGUUGCUGCUGAUCAUCGGUCUCUGCCUCCUUACGUUCAUCACAAUGCUGGGCGGCAAUCCGAAGCACGACCGUUAUGGCUUUCGAUACUGGGAUCAUGGCAAUGCCAUGCAUGAGUACUACACCACCGGCGUAACAGGAAACUUCCUCGGUUUCUGGUCUGUCAUCACUUACGCCGCGUUUUCCGUCGCCGGCCCUGAUAUGAUUGCACUGGCGACUGGUGAAAUCAGAAACCCAAGGCGCAAUAUCCCAAGGGUCGCUCGCAUGGUUUUCUUUCGAAGCAUCGGCUUCUACGUGAUGGGCGUCCUCGGCGUUGGCAUUAUUUGUUCCAGCAGAGAUUCUCGACUCCUCGGUGCGAUUCAGGAUGGCGCUGCCGGAUCUGCAGCGUCGCCGUGGGUCAUUGGCAUUACCAAUCUCGGGAUCAAUGGCCUCGCCAGCUUGGUCAACGUCCUCAUCCUGCUGUCUGGAUGGUCCUGUGGAAACGCCUACCUCUACAGCGCAUCCCGGACGCUGUACAGCCUGGCGCUUGAUAGACAAGCACCGAGAUUGUUCCUCAAGUGCACCAAAGCCGGAAACCCCAUUUACGCAGUGAUGACCGUCAGUCUGAUCGGAUGCAUCACUUUUCUGGUAGCCAGCAAUGCGGCCGUGACGGUCUUUGACUGGUUCGUGAGCCUGUGCACUUGCGGCUUCGUCAUUUCGUAUCUUUUCAUGAUUUGCACGUGGAUCGGCUGGAACAGAGGCUUGAAAGCUCAGGGCAUCUCGCGAGACAGCCUGCACUGGAAAGCUCCGCUGAUGCCUUACGCAGCGUAUGUCGGGGUUGUGAUGGGGUGCCUGGUCUUGCUAUUCCUCGGCUUCGAUGUUUUUGUCCCUUUCGAUGUCAAAGGCUUUGUGACCAGCUAUUUCGGACUGGCAUUUGCGGCAUUUGUAUACAUUCUGUGGAAAGUGGUCAAGAGAACGAAGCCUGUGAAACCAGCCGAUAUGGACUUUUGGUCUGGUAAAGAGGAGGUCGAUGCUGAGUGCUCCAUCUGGGAGGUAGAUGGCGUGGACAAGCCGACCACUUUCAUGGGUAGAAUCUGGGACAAGAUGUGGUAG
Messenger RNA from Zasmidium cellare ATCC 36951, 1662 nucleotides. RefSeq lists its product as uncharacterized. Gene Ontology annotation, molecular function: amino acid transmembrane transporter activity. Bases 1 to 1662 code for a protein of 553 amino acids. Lineage: Eukaryota; Fungi; Ascomycota; Dothideomycetes; Mycosphaerellales; Mycosphaerellaceae. Gene Ontology annotation, cellular component: membrane. Gene Ontology annotation, biological process: amino acid transmembrane transport. The transcript is spliced from 3 exons. The record is from RefSeq and is a predicted model, not a curated record.